Caenorhabditis briggsae is the source of this 591-nucleotide messenger RNA. The coding region runs from base 1 to 591 and encodes 196 amino acids. The transcript has 5 exons. NCBI's taxonomy places the organism in Eukaryota, Metazoa, Nematoda, Chromadorea, Rhabditida, Rhabditidae. The record is from RefSeq and is a predicted model, not a curated record.
AUGACCUCCAAUGCUUCUGCUGUUGGAUCUUUGGUAGAAGUUAGCGCUUUUAACGAUGAGUUGAGUUUAUUGGCGGCUACUCUUAUCCUUACAUUCGGUGUUUUUGGAGUUACAACGAAUUUGUCCAUUGCACUGAUUUUUUACAAAGAAAAGUCAGAGAGAACUGCUUUCAAUUUGAUUUGUGUAUUUCGAGCAGUUUCCAAUGUUAUUAUACUAUCAGCAACGUUUUUGCUUGUAUUUUUCGCAACUCAUGGCACGAGAAAUAACGGAAGUAUUAUGGACAAAGAAGCUAGGAGAAAAAUGAAGAGAAACAUUAUACUGUUUUUUCAAACGAUGCUCCAAGAUUCAUUAUAUUUGAUCGAUCUCACAUUCACUUUUAAAUUAAGCGGAUUGAGCACUCAUCGUUUCUGGACGUUUAUAAGUGGAACGCUCGUUUGGGAAUGCAUACAUUCUGUUGAUGGAUUCAUAAUGAUGAUGUUUAACGAGCGUCUCAGUUUUCUCAAGAAACGAAUUCAACCAGCAUCUUCUGUCACAAACGUUCAAUCAGCAAGACAAAACAUGGCUUCAACUAUCUUGUCAACUGUUGGAUAA